AAUACUUCCUCUUUCGAUCUUAAUCAGCUGUUGGUAUACUGUGUUUUAAUUUUGUUGGGCUUUGGUGGAUGCGAAGCGUAAAAUAACGAUAACGAUUGCACAAGCAGUGUCUUGAAAAACAAUGACAGUUGUUGAAAAUUGCUCUUGAUGUACGGUAGGCCCCCAGGAUGGCACGGAAAAUUUGUUGCAUGCUUGAAUGUUGAAACUUUUGCAAGGUUCCUAUGAGUGCAGACACUAGGUGAUGUUCAGAGGUUGGCUUAGUAUUAGCCAGUGAUUGGCAGAUGGGGGGGGGGGGGCGGUGCAGUGGCGGAAAUUCAGGGUUUCAUUUGGGGGAGCCCAGGCCUACGAUUUUCCGACAAGAUAACAUCUCGGGUCAUGUCUUUUUUUAAAUUAACUACACAUUUUGAUAAAAAUAGAUGAUUUUUUGACGGGACCAGAUAGAAAUAUUUGCUGACCACGCCAUAAUUAAGUAGCAAGAAGAACAAUCCAUUUAUGAUUUUUAAUAUCAAGAUCGAUCAUCUAAGACACAAUUGAUGAUACAAGAGGUCGACCGAUCACACUUUUGACAAGUCGUACGUUCAUUUUAUGAAUUUUGCCUUGUUUUCGUUAGUGGGAAAUAAGUUUGAAAAUAGCUUUUAUUCCGAAGAAUCCUAUGGAAAUUCGGACUAAUCUUAUGGAAUUGAAUUAAAUAUACAAUUCACAAGUAGUUUUGAUUUUGGUCAGAUAUUGUUUGAUUGAUUAUUUAGUACUGGCUAAUAUUUUAUCAGCUAUGCUAUGUUCAAAUUUUGCAAAAAGGGCACAGAGAGGUUAUAGAGGCCCCUGGGAUAAAAAGGGAAAAUGCAGAUCACCUGCGAGCGAAGCGAGCAAAAAAUUUGGCAAUUACGCCCCUCAGAAUAGCUUAAAAUUCCUUUGCAGAGCGAUUUCUUGGAGUAAUUUCGACACGUUAAACGGUUGUCAGUUAUCCGACGAAAUCCCGAAUUUUCCGAGCCGAGCCCCCCCCCAAACCCCCAUAAUUUCCGCCACUGAGGCGGUGGAUGCAUGUACUUUGUUUCGAAGCGACGUUUCGGGAAAGCGAACUGAGAUUUAUUUCACUAGAAUGAUAUCGUGAUUUAGUCAGCAGACAUACUGCAAACAAGGAUAGCGUAUACUGCUUUCUGUGCAGUGAAUGGGAAUUGAGGGAAGGCUUCUUGUUCUGUCUUAAAUUCAUUCAAUGUUUCCAUAGUUAUUCCUGGUCUUCUAUGGUAUUGAGCUGGUAGGGGCAACGUUCCACUGACAUUUCUUAGUUGUAGAUCAUCGCAAAUUCCCUUUUCUAUAGAAACUGGGCUGGAUCUCAAUGCCUGAGUUCGGAGGCUCGUGGUUUUUCAAAAGUUUUCAGUCAACUCUUUUUAGCUAGCCGAAUGAAGAGGUUUUCCUUUUGAAAUUUUGCAGGUAAAGACUUGCAGCUCAGCAUCUUGUAGAAAUUGCUUAGCCCCUCCAUAUUUGUGAAAACCCCCUUCUACCCUUUUAAAACUUGGGUGUAGUUCGAUAGGUGAAAAUACCCAUUUGCAACAUAGUAAGAUAAUCACUUGAAAAAUUGGUAAGAGCUUUAUUACAUUCCUCCUCAUUUUCAAAGAAUUUUUAGGCUUACUUUUUAAAGUACCGGCUCACACAAACCCCUUUUCCCAAAACGAACUCACCCCUUAGGCCCAUCUCUUAUUGUUUACAUCUACACGUGCAUUAGAAGCCACACGUCAACUAGAUUCAGGCUGGAAUGUUUGUUUAAACUGUACUAACAAGAUGCAGCUGAUAAUCGAUCUGGGUUUGUUCAGCGUGAAGUCAACAAAUGGAUGACGUAGCAAAUGAAUUUGAGAUUCUUUUUAUUUUAAGUCUAUGCAGCGGCCAAUAAGCAAAUAAUAAUGGCAGCGCUUUGUUAAGGCUGUUAACCCUAUUCCCAGUUUAACUUGCCGAGCUUGGGAUACUUUCAAAGUUGUAAAGCUGUAGAGUACUAUUGGGACACUAAAAAUGUUCGUUUUUUAUCCCAAAAUUCAAUAUUUCACAGCUAUAUUUUUUAUAAGCUUGUUCGCACUAUGUUGUUCAUCUAUGGUCACUCGUUUAAAUCAAGAAAACUUUGAAGUGCUCGUGUAUUCUGAGAAUAGCCCGUGGAUUGUUGGUAUUUCCAGCAAAGUAUCGAUAAAGGAGCUGGAUAAGAUUUACGAAGAAACCAAAGACAGGAUAAAUAUUGGCAUUAUCGAUGAAGAGGAAUACAUCUCAUAUUUGAAGCUACUGGGCAAGGAUGAAAAGCCUUCCUCGUUGCCAGCCAUCUUGAUGUACCCAUUUGGUCCUCGUAUCCACAAACGAUUGAGAAGCGAAGGUGUAGAAUCACCCGACACUGCAGUUUAUAGAGCACUAGCGAGCACUCCUGACGUCACUAACAAGCUGCCAAAUGUAGUUGACAACAGAAACACUGAGCUUCGAAACUUUAUUCAAGAGGCUUACUCCAUGCUUCCUCCGAAGUUUCCCCUGGUCCUUUUCACAGGCGAUGGUGGGGUACCAGUCUUCUACAAGCAAGUAGCUCUGAAAUUCCCAACACUAUUUCAUUUUGCUGUAAUUGAAAAUGCUCCUCCAGCAACCUUGGCUGUGUACAAUAUCGCAGAGGUGCCAACGCUUUUGGUGUUGCUAACAGAACUGUCUGAGGACAGCCCUCCAAGAAUACGACCGAUACCCUACAACAAGAGUGUCCAUGGAUCAAUGAGCUAUCCAAAUGUUAUGAGGUUCUUGUAUCUUGUUCACAAGCAGUUCUUCAAUGACCUCUUGAAGCAUUCACACCGAUCCUCUGUCACUGAUUUUGAUAUUGACGACCUGUUUGAGCCCCAUUUCGCUCACUUUCCUGGAUUGAUGCUGCCUCCACAGCACACUUCGACCACGGACUAUGCACAAAGAAAGUAUUCAACAAAGUCUGCUAAAGUUCAACCAAAAUGCAAUAGUGAUAUUGAUGUUUGCAUCCUCUUAAUUGGAAAGGAUCUUGAAGCAAUAGAAGCAAGUUUUUGGAAUGACAUCAUUUUGCGCCUUCGUGAUGUUAAGAAUAAAGUCAUAGCUCAUGGCAAAUCAAUUGAGGUACAUGAAGUGGAUAUCAAUUGUAAUGAAAAAUUGGAACUUGCUUUUGAUAUCUAUGCUGGUGACCUUCCAGUAGUAAUUAUACUGCGACCAAAGAAAAAUCUUUUCACAAUUGCCAUAAUUGAAGAAAUGACAGUUAAAGUGGACCAAUACAUUGAACAAGCUUUGUCAGGGAAGAUUGGACAUGCAAAGUACAAAAGUAUCCCUGCAUUCACAACUGGAAAAUGCUCUAAGAACUACACUUCAAAAGAUGAAGAUUAUGCCAAGGAAGUGACAAAGUGGACAAAAUGAAGCUGGAUGAAAAAUGAACAAAAUAAACAUAUUGAUGUUGACCACAAUUAAAGUAUGAGACAGACAAGCUGACAUGAUAAUUAUUGAGGAUAAUGAAAAUGUUCUGUGAUUGCUAAAUUGUUUUAGCUUACAUGAUAUUAUAUUGAUUUACUAAGUAUCUAGCCCUAAAUCUUUUUGAGCAAAGCAUUCUAUUUUUGAAUAAUGAAAAUUGUUGCCGUGAUUUUUUAAAUAGUGCAAAGAAUUAUGGAUGCUAAAGAUUUAAGAAAAUUAAGAAUUUUGGACUGUUAAAAA
Molecule: messenger RNA, 3675 nt
Organism: Rhopilema esculentum
Lineage: Eukaryota; Metazoa; Cnidaria; Scyphozoa; Rhizostomeae; Rhizostomatidae
Source: RefSeq, a predicted model, not a curated record